Messenger RNA from Fusarium coffeatum, 1698 nucleotides. RefSeq lists its product as uncharacterized. The transcript has 6 exons. Lineage: Eukaryota; Fungi; Ascomycota; Sordariomycetes; Hypocreales; Nectriaceae. Bases 1 to 1698 code for a protein of 565 amino acids. The record is from RefSeq and is a predicted model, not a curated record.
AUGGGGACAAUUAACCACGGUUACGUGCCUAUGGAUGAGCUACCAUCUGCCAAACCCGCGGCAGAAAGCCCUGGUCAUCGAGGGUCCCAUACUUUAAUGGAUGGCAUGAAUGAUCGUCUCAGUGAACCAUGGCAACCCGGGUUCUGGAAGCGAUUCCCUCUAAAAGGCUUUAGCUCAUGGCUUCUCUCGUUAAUUAGUACAAUUGUCGUUGUCGUUGUCUUGGUUCUAUCUGAUCAAACACCAGUAGACCAAUGGGAUAGUCGUAUGCAACCGACAGUUUGGCUGGCUUUAACCUCUACUAUAAGUGGUGCGUUCCUAGCACAUGCUUUAGCAGAAGGCGCGGCUCACUCGUUCUGGAGGCAAGCUUGCAAAUCGACUACAUUACCAAACCUCGAAGCGAUAUAUGCAUCCUCUACUAGUCUUCUUGAAGCUGUAUGCAACUUGGCCAGGCUCCGAUCUAAACGACUUGGGUUUGCUUCUAUUGUAGUUACCCUGUCGAUGCUUCGUAACCCAUUGAUCCAGCGUGCAACUUUGACGACUACGCAAUACUCUACAAUACGAGAAUCUAUGAACUUCCAUAUUGCACGAGAGCUUCCAUAUGGUUAUGGUGCAAAUCUCAGUGGCCGAAACACGAAUAUCUUCUUCCUUACUUCGAAUUUCAGCAGGAUUGCCCAGUCUUACAGCAGCCGAGACGUAGUCCGUGCUUACAACUCGUCCUGUGAUAAUUGCACAAGCACUGUACAAAGGUCUCGUAGAUUCGAUAUUAGCGCCGAAGUUUCAUCACCGGCGGCGACGGCAGGAGGAGAUUAUCUUUUCCAGAUAAAUGUUACGGAAUACAGAGGGCUUGAAAUAUACUCCAGUAAGAACGGCUCACGAUUACGGUUCACAACCCUCUGGAAACCCAGUAAUGACUGCAGCGGCGAUCUCAAAAUCCAAACGUGCGAUCUUACUGCUGGAAUAACUAAAUACCCUAUUGUCACAGAAGGCGCAAAAGUGACAUUGCAAGGAACGUGGCAUGACGAUGUCUUCGUUGAGUCAAGACAUAUGAUCCCUAUGGGUAUGGGGCAAUCCAACAUAUUGGGCGGCUUCAGCAAUAUUCUUUCCUCCGUCUUUACCUCAUACGCAUUUAUGAAACGUACCACCAUUUGGGGAACGGAGCUCCUCACUUCGGGCCUCCCAGCAACCCAACACAUGUUGCUAAACGGUAGUGAGCCAUCAUGCAUGGACACGUGGACCAACCCGAUGGAGGACAUAAUUGAGGCCGCCAGAGAAAUAUCCUUCAGGGCGAGCAUACAAUACGCACACGAAAACACUACCAACAGUCAGACUACUGAGUUUGAAAAAAGCAUAAUGCAGUCGGUUUUCGAGACGGACUACAGCAAAAUGGCCAUCGCACUCUUAGUAUCCACGGCUGGCAUGCUGGCCAUUCUGCCGCUUUUUUGGGGAUUUUGGGAGCUUGGGCGCCGUGUAUCGCUGAAUCCAUUUGAGGUAGUAGUCGCGUUUUUGGGCAUGCCCGAGACGCAUCCUGUGAUGGGUAAAAUCGAUCCUAAUAUGAAUGUCGGCAACAUCUUGAAAUCGACUGAGUUAAUUGGCCCCGUCAGAUAUGGGGCAUGGCAUGUCAACGGAAGAUCCCGGCUUGGUUUCGCCCAGGCUGAAGUUGUGCGAAGUCCAAAGGAUUCUGAGAGGUUUAUCUACUAA